GAUGGAAAAGAGAGAGAAAAGAAAGAGAAAAGAAAGAGAACUAAAAGGAAAGUGUAGAUGGCGCUGGAAGAGGAAGAAAAGUUGUUUCUCUUUUUUGAGAAAAAAAUAAUUUAAGGUCAGUCAAAGACGGAUGGAACUUGUGUUAACUUCAACUCUUACUCGACUUCUCGUCUUGAUUGUUGUUAAAUUUUCUUCAUAAAUUUCGUUGAUUGUUGGAGUCACAUUUUUCUACCUCUACUUGAAUAUCUCCCCCUUCUCGUGGCCCUUCCAAUUCCAAUUUAAAGUCUUCAAUUUCUUCUAAUGGAAUUUCUGUGAAUUCGAAUUUCUUAAUAUUUCUAUUCUUCUUUUUCUUCUUUUUGUUGGUCUUCAACAAUUAAUUGAUUCAUUUUCAUCUCUAAACCAAUUGUUUUAUUUAUUCUUCAUCAUCAUCAUCAUCAUUACCAUUUUCUUAAUUUCUUAUCUGUUCUCAUCUAAAAUUCAUCAUCACCUUAAAAAACAUUAAAUCAAAUGUGCAAAAUGUUACCAUUUUUUUUCCUCCAACUAUUGUUACGAUUCACUGAAUCUUGUUCAUCUCGAUCAACACCAAAACCGAGGAUUCCAACCUCGUUUAAUUCACUAACCCCUUCAACCACCCGACCCAAUAUAACCUAUCAAACAUAUGCCUGCCCCGAGGCAUAUGCAAAAUGGUAUUGUCUUAAUGGUGCAACAUGUUUCUCAAUUAGAGUAGGUGAAUCUAUUCUGUAUAGUUGUGAAUGUGCCCAUGGAUAUAUGGGCCAAAGGUGUGAAUUCAAGGAUCUUGAUGGUUCUUACCUUCCCUCACCUUCAGCUUCCACCUCAAGGAAUGACAAAGUGACCAUUGGAAUGGCCAAUGUGGCCGGUUUUUUCACUUUAACUGUAAUCCUAGUUAUCUAUGUUUAUAUUGCUUGGACACAUUUUAAUAGUAGACGAUCAUCAUCAUCAACAAUUCACCGGCGACACCAGCAACAUCAACUUCCCACCCUAACAACAUAACAAAUGACAAUUGAAAUUUAACUUGACCACCAGGAAAAAAAAAGAUUCAACAUAAAAUCAAAUCAUAAUUUUAUUGAUUCAAUUUUUUUCUUUCGGUGUUAAAAGUGAAGUGAAAAUUGAAACUUGACCGAUACCAAUAUAAAUUGCUCCGGUUUAUACUUUUUCUUUUUUUUGGAGACGAUGAAGAUUCACAUCAUCUUGUUGUAGAGUUUAAACCAAAAGAAAAAAAAAAAAUGUUAUCCCAACAAAAAUCAUCAUCAUCAAUCAACUCGACAACAAAAAAAAAUUCAUCAACUAUUAACUUACAUCUACUACAAUCAGAAAAGAAUCAAAAUUAAGCAGCAGAAAAAAAAGAGAAAUUAACAUCUUUUAUGAACAAAGGAGAUUAUAAUUGAAUAACUAAACAAUUUAAUCAAUUUGGUAUCGAGUUUAAAUUGUUGAAUCUGUUCAAACUGUGAUUUAAUUUCCAAAAACCUUUGAGAGGUUUUUUUUUGGAAACAAAA
Molecule: messenger RNA, 1514 nt
Organism: Panonychus citri (citrus red mite)
Lineage: Eukaryota; Metazoa; Arthropoda; Arachnida; Trombidiformes; Tetranychidae
Product: protein spitz-like
Exons: 1
Coding region: 508-1011 (167 amino acids)
Biological process (GO): epidermal growth factor receptor signaling pathway
Molecular function (GO): epidermal growth factor receptor binding; receptor ligand activity
Source: RefSeq, a predicted model, not a curated record